Molecule: messenger RNA, 1988 nt
Organism: Monomorium pharaonis (pharaoh ant)
Lineage: Eukaryota; Metazoa; Arthropoda; Insecta; Hymenoptera; Formicidae
Product: endoplasmic reticulum lectin 1
Exons: 6
Coding region: 129-1619 (496 amino acids)
Biological process (GO): retrograde protein transport, ER to cytosol; endoplasmic reticulum unfolded protein response
Cellular component (GO): endoplasmic reticulum lumen
Source: RefSeq, a predicted model, not a curated record
ACCCCUUCCGCGCACGUCGCAGGCAAUCGCGAGCGGACACGAAGCGCUGUCAAUUACGUAUACACGUUCGACGCACAUGAUCGUAUACGCGGCGAUCAAAACAUGAUAGAGUAGCCGUGAGGAAAAAGAUGUGGGGAAACUACUGGGGCGUCUGCAAUGCGUUGCUCUGUGCGUUGGUCACCCUCGGCCACGGGCAUGAUUUCCGGCACUUCGACGACACGGUGAUAUUCAAGAUAAACUGGCCUGGGAGGAGCGACGCGGAAUUACUGGAGCCUCACCCGAACGCCGAGCCAUACUUCAUCACUACUGCGAACAACGAGCGAUACAGGUGUGUGAUCCCGGACGCGUCCGAGCAGGAGCACGAGUACAGCGAGACGUACGACGGACCGAAUCCAAUACAGCUGCUGCAGCCGAUAUUUGCUCAGAACAGUUGCUCCUAUAGGCUAGAGUCAUACUGGACUUACGAAUUGUGCCACGGUAGAUACGUACGGCAGUAUCAUGAGGACAGGGAGGGAAAGAAGAUCAAGAUGCAGGAAUAUUACCUUGGCACGCUGGACAAGGCGCAAAAGGUGAAGCUCUCAGCCUAUUACGAUGAGCAAGCGAAAAACCCGAACCGGAAGUUGAACAUACCUAUCAAGAAGAUCGACGGUAUUAACAUGCCGUACGUCGAGAUCGAUAUGACCGAUGGUACAAUGUGCGACUUAAAUAACAAGCCGAGAACUAUUAAGGUACUAUACGUCUGUUAUAAGCACGGUAAACACGAUGUGUAUUCGCUCAAGGAGACCAUGUCCUGCGAAUACGAGGCGAUCGUAUUGUCGCCAGUAUUGUGUAACCAUCCCGAUUACAAGCCACAAGAUACUGGAGAGAAUCAGAUUACAUGUCAGCCUGUGGACAAUGCUCCAAAGAAACCAAAGUCUCUCAUGGUGAUGGAGCUGGAAAGCCUGAAAAUGCGGCGUCAGCAAACAAGGGAUGGUGAGCCAAGAGUGAGGGUUGAAAUACAUCCGCUGGAUGUUCCAGAUAAGCAUAGUAUCGAUGAAUCUAUCAAUGCAAUACAGACUGAUCAAAAUGUUAGUCCUGCCGAAGUUAGUCCUGUCCACAAUUUCCUCAGUGGAAAGAACUGCCUACACGGAGGCAAUGGUUGGUGGAAGUACGAGUUUUGUUACGGGCGUUCUAUCGUUCAGUAUCACAUAGAACGAGAUGGUAAGAAAACAAUCGUCAAUCUCGGUAGAUUUGACAAACAGAAGCAUUUGGAAUGGAUCGCCGCGCAUCCACACAAGAAACCCAAACCGUUAGAAUUAAGAAAACAUCUCUCGCACUUCUACAGUGACGGAAGUAGCUGUGAUAAGACUGGAACUUCUAGACAAACCGAAGUAAAAUUGAAAUGCGUGGAGAACCAUACCGCAAGUCCAUCUAGUGUAUCAUUAUUUUUAUUAGAACCAAAAACAUGUGAAUACGUUCUGGGAGUCGAAUCACCGUUAAUCUGUGAUAUCUUAGAAUACGCCGAUGAAAAUGGACUUUUGAGCGACAAGUUCGAAGCGAAUUUUGAUAAACUAAAGUCUACGGCCUUGCACGCGGAACAGGACAAUUUAGACGAACGAAUAGCGAACGGAGAUGAUUAGAGAAAUCGAUUUAUUUUCUUGAUGUUGGUUGAAAAUGAUUAAAGUCAUUAUUAUUUAAAUAUCACAAUUAUUAAAUUUUUUAAUGAUUUAUUGAGUAUAAAAAUAAUAUUAUAUAAAACACAUAUGAGCGAGUGAAAUUAGUUGACUAGACUACACGAUUGCGUUUGGUGUUAUUGUAAAAAGACUUACAUUCCAAACAAAUAACAAUAUAAAUAUUUAAUAUCUUCCGCGCAGAAAUAUUCUCCCGUAAAAAUGCAUAUCAAAAUCGUGUUCCAUUAUAUUAGGUUUGUAUUUCGCGAUGUUCAAACAAACUUUUAAAAAAUGAUUUUCUUCAAGUUUAAUUGAGAACAUAAAAAGAACGUAAAAAAA